GCUGCUGCUGGCGACUGACGCGCCAUCUUGAGGAUCGACGACGGCGCGUCGCCAUCAUGAAAAACCUGAGGUGCUGUGAUAUAUGUGCGUGGCGAUAGGUGGGGGUCGGUCAUUAACGCGGUGUAUCUCGGAGACGGGAAAUUUGUCACAAAUGGGCGAAUAUUCCUGAGCAUUGAGGACCGGCCCGAUCGUACGAGCCGCGAACUUUUCGCGUUCAUGUCUCGCGACACGGCACGAUAAACAUCAACGCCGUUGUGCUCGUUGUUGCCGUCGUGAUCAAGAUCGUCGCUGUCGUCGCCGUGGCCGCCGUUACUGUCGCCUGCCGUCGCCUCGAGCACACCCAAGGGACUCUCUACAGUCGGUCGCUCCUCGCCGAUCUACGGUGCCCGUGGCGAGGGUGUGCGCUGUGCGAUCGCGAUCGUACGUACGCCCAGUGAAGUAGAGUGAGUACAGUGUUGGGGAGAGAGGGAGAGAGAGAGAGAGAGAGAGAAAUAGAGAGGAGAAGCACACAUACGAGUGUGUCGAUAGCAGAGCCGAGAGCGUUGUGGGGUUGGCGAUCGUGCGCCGGUCGGUGCCGCGUAUUGCUCUGAGCGGCGAGCGACAGCCGAGCGUGUCCAAGCGUCGUGAGCGUGCCGUUGCCCGUCCGCGUCGAACGAUUGUCGUCGUCGUCGUCGUCGUCGUAUUAGCCUACGCCCGCUCGGAGUCGAGUCGUCGUCGUGCAACGUGAGGAGAGCACGAGCGAGCGUGCCGUAAUGGGCGAACGAAACGUGCAUGCGCUCGCGGCGUGAGCAGCAUCAUCUUUGCGUUCGACCUCGCGUACACUCCGAACGUGAAGAAGAGAACCGUCGAGUAAUCGCGAGAUAUACCUGGAGGGAAGAGAAAGAGAAAAAGAGAGAGAGAGAGAGAGAGAGAAAACGAAAGAGACGCACCACUUGAUCUCGACGAGAGAGAGAGAGAGAGAGAGAGACGAGCAAGGCAGACGUACGUACGCAAACGGACGGACGGAGGUCCCGUAAUCCUGAAUGGCCGCCGCGGCCGCUUUCUAGGUUACUGACGGACAAGGAGAGCGCGCGCGAGGGAGAAAGACGCGGUGAAGUGAGAGAAACGGCGAUCGGAAGAGGUAAAACCGCCAAGAAAGAAAGGAAGUGAGAAACGAACCUCGUGUGCGUGCGUGAGUGAGUGAGAGCUAAAAAAAAAAAGAACUGUCGUCCGCGAGAGAGAAAGAAGGAGAAAGACGAACUUAUAAGGACGGAUUGAGCGAGGGGAAGAGAAAGAGAGAUAGAGAGAGAGUGAGGGGGGAGAGAGGGGAGGGAAGAGGACAGACACAGCGAACGACCGUGAGCGCUCUCGCGCGGACGCGCGCGCGCGCGCACACCCGCACCCGCUGAGAGACUCCAUCAUCUCCGCCGAUGUACGGUCACCGAGGAGGUGAUCAUUCACGCAACGUGCGAACGCCGUGUCCUGGACGUCUCUCCCGUGCUCGUCGGCGAGAUCUCGCCGUCACCCGCGAAUCGUCGCACGCGCCGACGGAAGUCUAAAGCCCGUCGGCGCCCGUUGCCGUCUUCGCGUAUAUUAUAACUUGCCGCCCCCGUUCACUUAUCGCAUACACCGUUACCACCACCAUCACCGCCACGAUCAUCACGACGACUACUACCACUGCUGUCAAUCGCCACCGUCACCGCCUUCGUCCUCGUGCGUCCUCGUAACCGCCGACGUCGUCGCCGAGGCUUAGCUCGCAUGUAUGCAUCUCAACACGCGUAAGAGAAGAGGGUGUAUCGACACAUCGUUGGAGGAAGGUCUAAGGCUGGAGUGAAACUGGCUGGCCUACAAUGUCCGCUAGCAUGCGGAGCACUCUGCAAACCGUUCCGGAAUCCGUGCCUGCCGACCACGUCACAAACUCCAAGACGGGGGAUGGCGUAGGGGUGUCGAGUAGCGGAGGUCGGCUCUCCUCGAGGAGUCGAACCUCCGAGGAACCUCAUAUCGGCAAGUACAAAUUACUGAAGACCAUUGGCAAAGGCAAUUUUGCCAAGGUGAAACUUGCUAAGCAUGUACCCACGGGAAAGGAAGUAGCCAUCAAGAUCAUCGAUAAAACUCAAUUGAAUCCCGGUAGUCUUCAAAAGUUGUUCCGAGAAGUCAGGAUAAUGAAGAUGCUCGACCAUCCAAACAUAGUGAAAUUGUUUCAAGUGAUCGAAACUGAAAAGACACUGUACCUGGUAAUGGAAUAUGCCAGUGGCGGCGAGGUCUUUGAUUAUCUGGUCCUGCAUGGGCGGAUGAAGGAAAAAGAAGCGAGAGCGAAGUUUAGGCAGAUCGUUUCUGCUGUGCAAUACUGCCAUCAAAAGAAGAUCAUUCAUAGAGACUUAAAAGCCGAAAAUUUGUUGCUCGAUAGUGAAAUGAAUAUCAAGAUCGCCGAUUUUGGUUUUAGCAAUGAAUUUACACCCGGUAACAAGUUAGACACAUUUUGUGGCUCACCUCCGUAUGCCGCGCCGGAACUUUUUCAAGGAAAGAAAUACGAUGGUCCGGAAGUGGAUGUAUGGUCGUUAGGUGUAAUUCUAUACACAUUGGUGUCCGGCUCACUGCCUUUCGAUGGUUCGACAUUGAGAGAAUUGAGAGAAAGGGUAUUAAGGGGGAAAUAUAGAAUUCCAUUUUAUAUGUCCACCGACUGUGAAAAUCUUCUCAAGAAAUUUUUGGUGCUCAAUCCAACGAAAAGAGCCUCACUAGAGAACAUAAUGAAAGAUAAAUGGAUGAAUUUGGGAUACGAAGAUGACGAAUUAAAGCCGUACUUAGAACCUGAACCUGAUUAUAGAGAUCACAAGAGGAUAGGUGAGUCUGCCAAGGCCUUAGCCAGUAUGGGAUAUACUCGAAGCGAAAUAGAGGAUUCUUUAGGACAAGCGAAAUAUGACGAUGUAUUCGCCACAUACUUGCUCUUAGGUAGAAAAACAACAGAUCCUGAAAGUGAUGGAUCACGGUCAGGUAGUUCAUUAUCGCUGCGUAACAUUCCACCUCAAGUCAGUUCAGGUGGUGGAGGAGGAAGCAGUGGAGGAACAGGUGGCGCAGUACAGAGUCCAUCUCACAGAGGUGUUCAUAGAAGUAUUUCUGCUAGCAAUCCAAAACCCAGUAGACGGGCCUCGUCUGGUGGUGAAACUCUUCGAGGUGCACCCAGUCCAGGUAACGCAACGAAUCACAAUCAUGCAACUGCAGUAACUGGCACAACUGUGACUGGAAGCGGGGGUAGUAAUUUUAAACGACAAAAUACUGUGGAUGCAGCUACGAUCAAGGAAAAUAGUGCUCGAGUUUCUGCAAGCCGACCCUCUGCAACUAAAAAUAGUCAAUCACCUGGGCAAUUAGAUACUAUGACAAUGUUCAUUCUAGGCGUCGGUACAAGUCCUGGUGGUAAAGCAAGGGUAGGCAAGAGCAACACAAUGAACGCAGGGGUAGGUGGUGGUCGGCCUCUCACCUCACCUGCUCCUGGUUCUGUUGGUCGACGUAGCACCAUCUCCUAUGAUCAAGCGAAAACAUCAUCAGCAUCUACUGAAAGAACCAACGAAGUACCCAGUUUUAUGCACAGCCUGGGCGAGGGCACUAGACCAACGCGGGGUCACACCAAGUCUGCGAGCAUCAGCGCAAGUCACCGUUCCUCAAGUGGUGUACCCCCCAGCGACCAUUCACUACUGGACCCUCAACCACGCAACGCCCACAACUCCUUACUCGCCACUGCUGACCCCCUUAGGCAGAGUUUGGGUGUAUGCACAAGCAACAGACUGGCCACAACCACUACGGCAGCAUUUCCACGGAAUGUUCCGAGUCGCAGUACGUUCCAUUCUGGCCAAAAUAGAGCACAGCGAAAUCACACUCAGGGUCACACACAAACACAGGACACAAAUGCAAUUAGCCCUCUAGCAAGGCCGUCCUUUUUCUCGAAAUUAUCUUCGAAGUUCUCCAAACGCCCCAUGGACCCAUCCGUACCCCCCAAGCACCUAGUAGUGAGCGGAGCUACUACUAACGACGAACAGGUCAAACCGCGCAGUCUACGCUUCACGUGGAGUAUGAAGACUACCAGUAGUCGAGAUCCUAAUGAAAUAAUGUCCGAGAUCCGAAAGGUAUUGGAUGCCAACAAAUGCCAGUACGAACAACGCGAGCGAUUCCUGUUGCUGUGUGCGCACGGUGAGGCAGCGACGGACAGUCAAGUACAAUGGGAGAUCGAGGUCUGCAAAUUGCCACGACUUUCCCUAAACGGAGUACGGUUCAAGCGUAUCUCCGGCACAUCAAUCGGUUUUAAAAAUAUUGCCAGCAAAAUCGCGAACGAGCUCAAGCUGUGACUGUCGGCCACGGGCGCCUUAGCCGCCAAUCGCGCCAACCCAUAACGACCUCGUGAGCGUAGCCACCAAGUGGCGGUGGUCACCGAGGAGUUUUACUCUUGUUUCUUCUUCUGGGACUCCGACUCCGAAUCCGAUACCCAAGAAAUAUUCGUUUAAACGCGAUUCCUCCGUCCCAGUCGACGAACAUCAUUGUCAGGUGAGAGGGAAGAGAGAAAGAAAGAUAGAGAUCUUCUCACGUGUUUGUCGUCUCCUCUGCGUUGGAGGUACCGCUAUUAACGAUUCGUCGAAAAAAAGUUUGAAACUGUGAUCCGUGAUGACUAAUACGUAUUCAAAUACUCCCGAGUGCCAAAAUGGAGAACUAGAUCGGGUCCUCGUAACACACUUUGCGAGCGAGAAAAAGAGAGGGAAAGAACGAAAGAUAAGAGAGACGGUCCAGCUGACCUGAUCAACCGUACAAAGAAGCUGGUAUUAGACACAAUAAUCUAUUAUAUUUAUUAGUUUUGAAUUUUGGUUAUCGUUAACAAGAUGUGCAUCCGAACGAAAAUAAUCAGUCAUUACAGGUUGAUCUGCCUUCCCAAUUAUCAAACAAUUCGUCACAUCUGUCAUGAAGUAUAGCUUCAUUUUUAAACAGUAUUAUGUUUCGUGUUAUUCUUGACGUUGAAGGUAUUUGCAUUCAAAUUGAUAUGUCUCUAGAAUGUCGAACACUUACCGCGUAUACUAUCGUAAGAUGAUAAAAGAUUAAAGUAGAAUCGAUUCAAUCGGAUUGUUAAAUGUGCCUAAUAAAACAUUUCUCAUCUAUUUUGUUUUUCAUGGCGACGGCGUUUCUUUUACAAUAAAACAACGCGAUGGUAUGGAAGAUAAAAGAAGCAAUACAUCUACAACGUCAAGAGAUUUCUCUGUAACUUCCUGUUUUUCUCCUAAUCUUAUGUAUCUUGUAUGUAAAAUUUUACUAAUGGAGAUUUUGCCUGUAAAUAAUUUGACAAAUUUACAGAAUCGAGAGACAUGUGUUGCGUUCUGUAUCGACAAGAAUCUAUCAUUUAAUGCAUUAGAGCCAUGAACGAAUAAUGAAUUGAAUUAUUUCAAUGUUGCACAAUAUGCAACUGUUUAUUUUUUUCGAACAUUUUUAUGAUAUACUUUAUCUUUUUUUAUCUAUAGCAUAAGUUUGAAAAUACGCAGCACUAUAGACAUUAGCCAAUUAUGAUUAAAACAUGUAAUAAUUAUUGUUAUUAAUACUUU
Molecule: messenger RNA, 5552 nt
Organism: Trachymyrmex septentrionalis
Lineage: Eukaryota; Metazoa; Arthropoda; Insecta; Hymenoptera; Formicidae
Product: serine/threonine-protein kinase MARK2-like
Exons: 16
Coding region: 1830-4316 (828 amino acids)
Biological process (GO): intracellular signal transduction; microtubule cytoskeleton organization; protein phosphorylation
Cellular component (GO): cytoplasm
Molecular function (GO): ATP binding; protein serine/threonine kinase activity; tau-protein kinase activity
Source: RefSeq, a predicted model, not a curated record